UAGAUCUCGUUCGAUCUGACUCUCUCUCUCUCUCUCUCUCUCUCUCUCUCUCUCUCUCUCUCUCACAAUCGAUCUCUCCCUCUCCCUCUAUCUCUCGUUCUCUCUUUCGACCUCUGUAGACUGUAGACUUGGAUUGUAAUGCAACCUGUUUUGGUCCCAUUUGAUAUACAUUAUUAUUAUUUUAUUAAAGUAUACUCCGUAACCUUUUGGCCCAUUUGAUAUUAUAUAUAUAUAUUAGCUUUUAUAUUUAUAAAUUUUUUGAUUAUUAGUUUAAAAGAAUUAAAAUAAGUUGUAAAUGUGUUUGGUUAUGAAAAAAGUUGAACCUAUUUGGCUAAAUAAAUUAUAAUUUACAAUUGCAACUAAACAUCAUAAAUUAAUUUCUUAUAAGCAAAUAAAUAAACAAAUAAACUUAUUAAUAAAUAAAUGAACUUUGUAAAUUUUCCCCCCAUUAAUUUGAAUUGCAUUAUGGUUGUUGUUAUGGGAGAUGCUAUAUUGUUGAAAUUUAAUUGAAUUGAUGACUUUUUUUUUUCUUUUUUUUUUUUUUUUUUUUUCAUGCGAAGAGAUAACUACAUUAAUGUUUUGUUUUAUUUGUUUACCAAAUUUAUAAAUUUUAGGAAAUGAGUUCGGGUACGGGAAGUUUAGGUUCAACAAGUGGUACACCAAUUGAAGAAGAUGAUCAUGCUCCUCUUUGGUGUUAUGUUACGUUUAGGUUCAACAAGUGGUACACCAAUGGAAGAAGAUGAUCAUGCUCCUCUUUGGUGUUAUGUUACAAAACUAAAAAAAAUGGGAGAAUGAGGUGGUAAUACCAAGUUUAAAUGCAAUUACUGUCAAAAUGAGUACAAGGGGUCAUACUUUAGGGUCAAAGCACAUGUGUUAAAACUUUCUGGCAAUGGGAUUAGAGUGUGCCCCAAAGUGGCUUCGCAACAUCUUGCUAAAAUGCAAAGGAAAAUUGAAGAAGCCAAGAAGAUGUUAAAGAUGGCUAUACCUAAAAAAGUUCCUUUACCACCUUCCACUUGCCAAUCUACUUCAACAGGUUCAGGGCCUUUAGCUACUGGAGGAUUUAGAAUAGAGGGGUAUGAGCCAAGAAAAAGAAAGGCUAUUGGAACUUCUGCUCUAGAAAAGGCAUUCAACCUAGCUAUUCGGGAACAAUUGCAUUCUGAGAUUGCUCGAAUGUUUUAUUAAGCGGGGUUACCUUUUCAUUUAUCAAGGAACCCAUAUUAUGUUAGUGCUUUUCAAUUUGCUGCCAACAAUCUAAUUCCUGGUUAUGUACCACUUGGUUAUAACUUGUUAAGGACUACAUUGCUUCAAAAGGAAAGGGCUAAUGUAGAGAGGUUGUUGGAGCCAACUAGAGCAUCAUAGAAGGAAAAGGGGUUGAGUAUUGUUUCAGAUAGAUGGAUUGAUUCUCAAAGAAGGCCCCUUAUUAAUUUUAUGGGAGAAUCAGAAGUUGGGGCAGUGUUCUUGGAAGCUGUUAAUUGUGAAGAUGAGCACAAAGACAAGUUUUUUAUUUCCAACUUAAUUAGUCAAGCGAUUGAAGAAGUUGGGCAUUAGAAUGUCAUUCAAGUCAUUACAGAUAAUGCUCCCGUGUGUAGUGCAGCUGGUUUACUCAUUGAAAUUAAGUACCCGAAUAUCUUUUGUACACCAUGUGUAGUUCACACACUGAAUCUUGCUCAUAAGAAUAUUUGUGCUCCAAAGGAAAUAGGGGAUACCGCUUUUGCUUAUGAUGAAUGUCACUAGAUCACACUUUGUGUUGAUGAUGUGAUGUUUAUCAAAAACUUCAUCAUGAACCAUUCCAUGCGACUAGCUAUUUUCAAUGCAUUUGUACCCUUGAAGUUUGUUUGCUGUUACAGACACACAUUUUGCAUCUGCCAUUGUCAUGCUCAAAAGAUUUAAACUUAUAAAGCGUGGCCUUCAAUCAAUGGUUAUUAGUGACCAAUGGGUUUCUUACAAAGAAGACGAUGUUGGGAAAGCAACAUCUUUGAAGGAAUAAUUAUUGAAUGAUGUGUGAUGGGAUAAGAUUGAUUAUAUUUUUUCUUUUACAUUGCCUAUCUAUGAGAUGCUUAGGUUUUGUGACACUGACAAACCAUGCCUUCACUUAGUCUAUGAAAUGUGGGGCACCAUGAUUGAAAAGGUGAAGGCAAGCAUCUUUAGGCAUGAAGGGAAACUAGAUCAUGAGGAAUCAAUCUUUUAUUCCGUUGUGCACAAUAUACUAGUUAAGAGGUGGGCCAAAAGUAACACUCCUCUUCAUUGCCUUGCACAUUCUUCGAAUCCGAGUUCAACCUGGCUCAAUGAAAAUCCCAAUAGUGUCCCUCCUCAUAGGGAAGAAGAAAUUUCAAGUAUAAGAAACAAGUGCUUCAAGAAAUACUUUCCAAAUUUAGAGGAGAGAAGGGUUGUAAAUGUAAAAUAUGCCAAGUUUUCAGGAGGUUUGGAUAUGUUUGGAGAUUUUGACUCAAAAAUUGAUAGAGGAGUGUUGGAUCCACUCGUUUGGUGGUUUACACAUGGGUGUCCUGCUCAUGUGCUUCAAUUUUUAGCAUUAAAAUUACUUGGCCAGCCAUGUUCCUUAUCAUGCUGUGAAAGGAAUUUGAGCACCUACUCCUUUAUUCACUCCAUGAAAAGAAACAAAAUCACACCACAACGUGCUGAAGAUUUGGUUUUUGUGCACAACAAUCUUCGUCUCCUAUCAAGGAGAAGUUGACAGUACAUUGAAGGAGAAACCAAGUUAUGGGAUGUUGGUGGAGAUGCUUUUGAUUCAUUAGAGGGUGCAGGCUUACUUGAAAUUGUAAGUCUUUCUCUUGAUGAACCAAAUAUGGAAGCUGUGAUAUUCAUUAAUGAAGAGGAACAAGUUGAAGCUAUUGACCUUGAAGACUCUUAGCUUUAUAGGAAUCUUUCUUUUUUUAUCAUGUUGUCUUUUGCUUUAAGUUUUAUUUUUAUGUAUGCUACAUUACUAAAAAUUGUUGAAGUUUUAUUUUUAUG
Molecule: messenger RNA, 2970 nt
Organism: Camellia sinensis
Lineage: Eukaryota; Viridiplantae; Streptophyta; Magnoliopsida; Ericales; Theaceae
Source: RefSeq, a predicted model, not a curated record